This is a messenger RNA of Musca domestica (house fly), 665 nucleotides long. RefSeq lists its product as uncharacterized. Gene Ontology annotation, cellular component: extracellular region. The record is from RefSeq and is a predicted model, not a curated record. Gene Ontology annotation, molecular function: chitin binding. Bases 107 to 607 code for a protein of 166 amino acids. The transcript is spliced from 3 exons. Lineage: Eukaryota; Metazoa; Arthropoda; Insecta; Diptera; Muscidae.
CGAAAUGCCAACUAUAGGAACGCAUUCCAUUGGCAAAUAGUUUGUUAAUUGGAGUCACCUUGAACAUUGCGGCGAUAUUUAUCAGCAGUACAAGACAACACUCAAUAUGAGAGUCCUUGCCUUUUUGGCCCUUUUGCUUUCUCUAUGCUACAGCACAUCUUCGGCCUGUGAUCCGCAGAGCAACAAUCAGCCCCAGUGUAACCAAAUCAAUCUAAAUAUUCCGAUACGAAACUUUUGGGAUCCCACCGUUUAUUGGCUAUGCAAAUCAUCUCAAAGCAUUGCCGAAUUAAUUAAAUGUCCCGAUAGUCUGUUAUUUGAUCCCGUUAGACGUGAAUGUGUUCCCAACAAAAAGUGGAUUUGGCUUAAACCCUGCUCAGCUACCACCUGUGACCCGGAGAGUAACAAUGAACCCAUUUGUGAUGGUACAAAUUUAAAUAAGCCGAUACGGAAUUUUUGGGAUCCCACCGCCUAUUGGAUGUGUAGUCAGGCCAAUGCUGCAGCCGACUUGGUGAAAUGUCCCAUUGAUCAUAUGUUUGAUUCGGAAAAGCAGCUUUGCAUACCAUCGAGUAUGUGGACUUGGUCUGAGCCGUGUCCGAAUAAAAUGUAACAUUUUUUUUGUUUUUUGAAAUUGAAAAUAAAUAAAGAAAGGUGUAGUGAAACUCGAA